Molecule: messenger RNA, 1875 nt
Organism: Penicillium nucicola
Lineage: Eukaryota; Fungi; Ascomycota; Eurotiomycetes; Eurotiales; Aspergillaceae
Product: flavin-containing monooxygenase
Exons: 2
Coding region: 1-1875 (624 amino acids)
Molecular function (GO): monooxygenase activity; flavin adenine dinucleotide binding
Source: RefSeq, a predicted model, not a curated record
AUGACGGGUCCAAUUCCCAUUGAUACACCCCCGUCGAGAGACAGAGUGGAGGCAGGCUCAUUUGACAUCUCCCUCGGCGAGCUCCCCGAGACAAACAAAGCAGCCCCGGAGAAGCCAGACGAGAUUGCAGCUGGAAUCAUCCGUCAAUUGAACACCAGCCUCAUCGCGGGUGACAAGGGGGCUAUCUCAGAGAUCUUUGCUAAGAAUGGGUACUGGCGUGAUCACCUGUGUUUCUCAUGGGAUCUUCGCACAAUCAAGGGCCGCGAAGAAAUCAUUGCAUUCACCGCGGGACAGAAUGAAUUGAAGAUUGAAAUUGACCGUGGCUCGCCACUUAAGUCUCCGCAUGCUGGUCCCAUUGACGCGUUUGGGGAGGUUCACGGAAUUGAGUUCUUCGUUAAUAUUACGACCAAGAAUGGUACUGGAAAUGGUGUGGUGCGACUUGCCCAGUAUGGUGAUACAUGGAAGAUUUUCACUUUCUUCACUUCUUUAACGGCAUUGGCUGGCUGUGAAGAGGCUGUCAGCAAGAACAGACCUACUGGGGUGCAGCAUGGUGCUCAGCAAGGCAGGCAGAAUUGGCAAGAUCGUCGCACCACCGAGCAACAAUUGGAGGAGAAAGAACCAGCAGUAUUGAUUGUCGGUGCCGGCCAAGGUGGCCUCACUGUCGCUGCACGUCUGAAGAUGCUCCAGGUUGACACUCUGAUGAUCGAUAAUGAGGACAGAAUCGGAGACAGCUGGCGCAAGCGUUAUCACCAGCUGGUGCUCCAUGACCCUGUGUGGUAUGACCAUAUGCCAUACAUACCAUUCCCGGAGGGCUGGCCCAUCUUCACACCCAAGGAUAAGCUGGCCGAUUUCUUCGAAAGCUACGUCAAACUGCUAGAAUUAAACGUCUGGACCCGAACAAAUGUGAAGAAGACCUCGUGGGAUGAGAGCAAGAAGCAAUGGGAGGUCGUGCUGGAGCGCAGCAAGGAGGAUGGAACCGUCGAGAGCCGUACUUUGCACCCUCGCCACAUUAUUCAGGCUACUGGUCAUUCAGGAAAGAAGAAGGUGCCAAUCUUCAAGGGCAUGGACAGUUUCAAGGGUGAUCGUAUUUGCCACAGCUCAGAGUUCACCGGUGCGAAACCCAACUCCAAGGGCAAGAAGGCCGUUGUUGUUGGCUCGUGCAACUCGGGCCAUGAUAUCGCCCAGGAUUAUUAUGAGAAAGGAUAUGACGUGACAAUGGUUCAGCGCAGCUCAACCUGCGUGAUCUCAUCCAAUUCGAUUGUGAACAUCGGGCUGAAGGGGCUCUAUGAAGAGGGUGGCCCACCCACCGAGGAUGCAGAUUUGUAUCUGUACAGCAUUCCCCCUCCUUUGUUCAAAGCGCAACAGAUCAAAGUCACCAAAGUGAUGAACCAGAACGACGCCAAGACCCUCGAGGGGCUGGCAAAAGCGGGCUUCAAGGUCGAUAUGGGACCUAUGGACGCUGGCCUGAUCAUAAAGUAUUUCCAGCGUGGAGGCGGGUACUAUAUCGACGUGGGUGGCAGUCAAUUGAUCAUCGACGGCAAAAUCAACGUGAAGCAAGGCCAGGAAAUUAGCGAGAUUCUCCCCACGGGAAUCACUUUUGCCGAUGGCUCGACAAUUGACGCCGAUGAGAUUAUUCUUGCGACUGGGUACCAGAACAUGCGAUCCAACACUCGGUUGAUCUUCGGUGACGAUGUUGCGGAUCGUGUUGGGGAUGUCUGGGGAUUUGACCAGGAGGGUGAAUUCCGGACUAUUUGGCAGCGCAGUGGUCACCCUGGAUUCUGGUUCAUGGGAGGAAACCUUGCCCUCUGCAGAUAUUACUCUCGUCUCUUGGCUUUGCAGAUCAAGGCUAUUGAGGAGGGAACCACUACUUACUAA